Messenger RNA from Helianthus annuus (common sunflower), 5482 nucleotides. Its product is annotated as ABC transporter C family member 2. The coding region runs from base 218 to 5143 and encodes 1641 amino acids. The transcript has 27 exons. Gene Ontology annotation, molecular function: ATP hydrolysis activity; ATP binding; ABC-type transporter activity. The record is from RefSeq and is a predicted model, not a curated record. NCBI's taxonomy places the organism in Eukaryota, Viridiplantae, Streptophyta, Magnoliopsida, Asterales, Asteraceae. Gene Ontology annotation, biological process: transmembrane transport. Gene Ontology annotation, cellular component: membrane.
AAAGGUCUUUUGUCACUUACUUCCAACAUAUCAGGGCCAUGCAUCAUUAAAUCUGCAAUCAUAUUCUCUUCCUCCAGUACCAAAAUCCCUCAACGUUUCAACCUAACAAUCAUCAUCAAUUGAUCUAUUUCUCUUCAGUUUUGCAGGUCUUAUUUUGCAGAAAAACAAAAUGAAAUUGAUAAUGUAGAAGCAGCUGGUUUAAUUUAAGUAGGGGAAGAUGGUUUUUAAGCCCCUAGUUACAUUUUGUCGUCCAGUGGAAAAAGGCGUAUGGGCAACCGCAGUGGAAAAUGAAUUCGGGCCUUACACACCCUGUGCAACGGAUUCUUUGGUCACUGGCAUCUCCCAUCUGGCCAUUCUGGGAGUUUGCAUAUACAGGAUAUGGGUCACAAAGAAGAAUAUGAAAGUGCAAAGGUUCAAAAUAAGGUCAAAUAUCUAUAAUUAUUGGCUCGGGUUAUUGGCUUUUUACUCUGCUGGUGAGCCGUUGUUUAGAUUGAUAAUGGGCAUUUCGGCUUUUAAUGUUGAUGGAGAAACUGGUCUUGCUCCAUAUGAGAUUGUUACCUUAGUUAUUAAGGCUCUUGCAUGGUGUUGUAUGUUGAUCAUGAUCAGUCUUGAAACAAUGGUUUAUGUUUAUGAAGUUCGUUGGUUUGUGAGGUUCAGUCUCAUUUAUGCUUUGCUCGGGGAUGCAGUGGUGUUCGGUCUUGUUCUUUCUGUGAGCAAAUACUACACCAGAUAUGUUCUGUAUCUCUUUGUCAGUGAGGUGGCCAUACAGGUUCUGUUUGGGCUAUGCUUAUUUGUCUAUCUUCCUACUUUGGAUCCUUAUCUGGGUUAUACCCCGAUACGGGCUGAGUCUUUGGAUGAUGCUGAAUAUGAAGAACUUGCUGAUGGGGAGCAAAUUUGUCCCGAGAGGCAUACCAACAUUAUUUCUAGUAUCUUCUUCUCAUGGAUGGAUCCACUCAUGUCUUUGGGAUACAAAAGACCUCUUACAGAAAAGGAUAUAUGGAAACUUGACACCUGGGACCAGACAGAAACACUAAACAACAAAUUUCAAUCAUGUUGGGCAGACGAGGUCCGUAAACCUAAACCAUGGCUUUUAAGGGCCUUACAUCGUAGUCUUGGAGGAAGGUUUUGGUGGGGAGGCUUUUGGAAGAUCGGCAAUGAUCUUUCUCAAUUUGUUGGGCCACUGAUUCUGAACCAACUGUUAUUGGCUAUGCAAGAAGGUGGUCCGGCUCAGAUUGGUUACAUCUAUGCUUUCUUAAUUUUUGUUGGAGUGGUACUUGGUGUGCUAUUUGAGGCUCAAUAUUUUCAGAAUGUGAUGCGUGUUGGAUACCGCCUUCGUUCGACUCUGAUUGCUGCAGUUUUCCGGAAGGCUUUAAAGCUAACUAACGAGAGUCGCAGAAAUAUUGCAUCCGGGAAGAUUACCAACUUGAUGACAACCGAUUCUGAAUCCCUCCAGCAAGUAGCCGAGUCACUUCACAAUUUAUGGUCUGCCCCUUUCCGUAUCAUUAUUGCUUUAGUUCUUCUCUACCAACAAUUGGGUGUCGCCUCAAUUCUUGGUUCAUUAUUGCUAGUUCUCAUGUUCCCCAUACAGGUACAAAGAUAUUCAUUCAUACAUACAUACAUUUUAAUAUAUCUACUGUUCAUUCUAAAACUGUUUAUAUUUUGGAAACAGACUUUGGUUAUCAGUAAUAUGCAAAAAAUGUCAAAGGAAGGACUGCAGCGAACUGACAAGAGAAUCGGUCUCAUGAAUGAAGUCUUGGCAGCCAUGGACACUGUCAAAUGCUAUGCUUGGGAAAAUAGUUUCCAAGAAAAGGUCCAAAGCAUUAGAACUGAAGAGUUAUCAUGGUUUUGGAAAGUACAAAUGCUAGGAGCGUUGAAUACAUUUAUAUUAAAUAGUAUUCCAGUGGUGGUGAUUGUGGUUUCAUUUGGGUUGUUUACAUUACUUGGAGGAGAGUUGACACCUGCUAGAGCCUUCACAUCACUCUCUUUGUUUGCCGUACUACGUUUUCCGCUCUACAAUCUUCCAAGUGUUUUGAGUCAGGUCGUAAAUGCCAAUGUGUCGUUGAAACGUUUGGAAGACCUACUUUUAGCUGAGGAGAGACUUCUUCUUCCAAAUCCGCCUCUUGAACCCGGCCUUCCGGCUAUCUCAAUUAAGAAUGGAUUCUUUUCAUGGGAUUCAAAGUCAGAUAAACCUACAUUGUCAAAUAUAAACUUAGAUAUACCAACGGGUAGUCUGGUGGCGAUUGUUGGAAGUACAGGGCAGGGAAAGACGUCACUCGCAUCUGCCAUGCUUGGAGAACUUCCACCAGUUAGUGAUGCACAUGUUGUUAUCAGAGGAACAGUUGCUUAUGUCCCACAAGUCUCGUGGAUUUUCAAUGCAACGAUACGCGACAACAUAUUGUUUGGAAUCCCCUUUGAAUCUGCAAAGUAUGAGAAGACACUAGAUGUAACUUCAUUGCGCCAUGACAUGGAAUUGCUUCCCGGCGGUGACCUUACUGAGAUUGGUGAAAGAGGGGUGAAUAUCAGUGGAGGACAAAAGCAAAGAGUUUCCAUGGCUAGAGCUGUAUACUCUAGCUCAGAUGUAUAUGUGUUUGAUGAUCCUUUAAGUGCUCUUGACGCUCAUGUGGGCAGACAGAUUUUUGAGAAAUGUAUCAAAGAAGAAUUAAGAGGAAAAACACGCGUUCUAGUUACAAAUCAGUUACAUUUUCUUUCACAAGUAGAUAAGAUCUUGUUGGUCCAUGAAGGCAUGGUGAAAGAGGAGGGAUCGUAUGAGGAACUCUCGCAGAACGGUGUACUCUUCCAGAAGUUAAUGGAAAAUGCAGGAAAAAUGGAAGAAUAUGUGGAAGAAAAAGAAGCAACUGGAGAUUCGGAUUCAAAGACGUCAAAACCUGUUACUAAGAGUGAGUUAGUUAAAGAUUCUGACAAAAAGAAAAAAACCAAAUAUGUUCUUAUCAAGCAAGAGGAACGGGAAACAGGUGUUGUCAACUUCAGUGUCUUAAAAAGGUAUAAAGAUGCAUUAGGAGGGUGGUGGGUUGUGGGUAUACUGUUUGGAUGCUAUGCAGCAACGGAAACUUUAAGAAUACUGAGUAGCACAUGGUUAAGUAUUUGGACAGAUGAAAGCACUCCAAAGACCUACAGUCCACUGUUCUACAAUAUUAUCUAUGCACUUCUAUCACUUGGUCAAGUUUUGGUGACGUUAGGGAAUUCUUAUUGGUUGAUCAUGACAAGUCUUUAUGCAGCUAGAAAGUUGCACGUUGCUAUGCUUAACUCCAUAUUGAGGGCUCCUAUGGUCUUUUUCCACACCAACCCACUUGGACGUAUUAUUAACAGAUUUGCAAAAGAUCUUGGUGAUAUAGAUCGAAACGUUGCUCCAUUCGUCAACUUGUUUUUGGGCCAAGUAGCACAACUCUUGUCAACCUUUGUUCUCAUAGGAUUAGUGAGCACCAUGUCUCUUUGGGCUAUCUUGCCACUUUUAUUGCUCUUCUAUGCAGCUUAUCUGUACUAUCAGAGCACUGCUCGUGAGGUAAAGCGAAUGGAUUCCAUCGCAAGAUCUCCCGUGUAUGCACAAUUUGGGGAAGCACUGAACGGUCUAUCAACCAUCCGUGCAUAUAAAGCCUAUGAUCGGAUGGCCAAGAUUAAUGGGAGUUCCAUGGACAAUAGCAUCAGGUUCACAUUAGUCAACAUGAGCGCAAACCGUUGGCUUGCCAUCCGAUUAGAAACGGUAGGGGGUCUCAUGAUUUGGUUAACCGCAACUUUUGCUGUUAUGCAAAAUGGCAAAGCAAGAAAUCAAGAAGCAUUUGCAUCCACCAUGGGUCUACUUCUAAGUUAUGCAUUAGACAUCACAAGUUUAUUAACAGCUGUCCUUAGACUUGCAAGUAUAGCUGAAAAUAGCAUGAAUGCUGUUGAACGUGUCGGUACAUAUAUUGACUUGCCUUCUGAGGCUCCUUCUAUAAUUGAAGAUAACCGUCCGCCACCUGGCUGGCCUGCAUCAGGAUCUAUAAAGUUUGAAAAUGUAGUUUUACGGUAUAGGCUUGAACUUCCUCCUGUGCUACAUGAUUUGACUUUCUUUAUUCCUUCGAGUGAUAAGAUAGGAAUAGUGGGGAGAACAGGAGCUGGGAAAUCCAGCAUUAUCAAUGCUUUGUUUCGGAUUGUGGAAUUGGAAAGUGGAAGAAUUAUUAUCGAUGAUUGUAACAUCGCAAAGUUGGGGUUGACCGAUCUUCGCAAGGUUCUUGGUAUUAUACCUCAAGCGCCUGUUCUGUUCUCAGGGACUGUGAGAUUUAACCUCGAUCCUUUCAACGAGCACAACGAUCCUGAUCUUUGGGAAUCUUUAGAGAGGGCCCAUCUUAAGGAUGUUAUUAGGAGGAAUCCAUUGGGUUUAUAUGCUGAGGUGUCAGAGGCUGGAGAGAAUUUCAGUGUUGGACAACGACAGUUAUUAAGUCUUUCACGUGCAUUGCUCAGGAGAUCAAAGAUUCUUGUUCUUGAUGAAGCAACUGCCGCUGUUGAUGUUAGAACAGAUGCACUUAUCCAAAAGACCAUCCGUGAAGAAUUCAAGUCAUGUACUAUGAUCAUUAUUGCUCACCGUCUAAAUACGAUUAUUGAUUGUGACCGUAUUCUUCUGCUUGAUGCUGGUCAGGUUGUUGAGUACGAAGCCCCGGUAAAACUUCUGCAAGAUGAACACACUUUGUUCUCUAAAAUGGUUCAAAGUACAGGGGCUGCAAAUGCGCAAUAUCUACGUGACUUAGCAUUCGGAGCAGAAGAAGAGAGGGCAGAGAGGGUGGCAAGAGAUGGUCAAAGGAGGUGGCUUGCCUCCACACGGUGGGCGGCUGCAACCCAAUUCGCACUAGCCUCUAGCCUCGCUUCAUCUCAAAACGACCUCAUGCAAAUAGAAACCAAAGAUGAUAACAAUAUCCUCAAGAAAACAAAAGAUGCAGUUGCAACUCUUCAGGGUGUUUUGAAAGGUGAACAUGAUAAAGAUAUUGAAGAGUCACUUGAACGGACCCACGUCGCGAGGGAGAGAUGGUGGUCAGCUCUCUAUAAAGUAGUCGAAGGUCUUUCAAUGAUGGGCAAGUUGGGUCGUAACAAGCUCCGGCUAUCAGAAUACGGCUUAAAAGAUGAACGGAUCGAUUGGGACCAUGUUCAGAUGUAGGAUACUUGCUGCUCAAGUUAAGAUCCAUGUUGGUUUAUUAUGGAAACCAUUGGCGGUAAUUCCCGACUCAUCACAAGUCGGUGAUGGGAAAGGGUGACAAAGGAGUUCAAGUCACAAGUCGGUGAACUUGAGGGAUCAAUGUUGACAAAUUGGUCAUAGUUGGUUAAGUUUCCUAAUUAUUUUAUAAUUAUAUUUGGUAAUGUCUUGGUAACCAAGUUACGGUUAGCCUAGAUAAACCAAGUUAGGGUUAGACAUUAUUAAGAGAAGAUAAACCAAGUUAUGGUUAGUUUUUGAGUUAUAUUUUCUUGGUUAUAAUAAAAGUUCUGAGCUAUUCCAUUC